ACGUACACCUCAUCGAGUGACAUAUCACUGUGAUUAUAUUUAACACCGCUGUUUUGUCUGAAAUGAUAUGAAUCAGUAAAACAUUGAUAAGAUAAUUUUGUUCUAAUUUAUCAUUAAUUACAUUAAUAACACCUGUAAAAUACGCAAAUAUGUCAGGCUUCGAUGAAAAUCCAUUUGGUGAUCCAACUAUUGACAAUCCGUUUGCGGAUCCAUCUGUUCAACAAGUGGCAAAAAAUACAAGCAGUAUGCAACGAGGAUUAGAUGAUUAUAACCCAUUUGCAGAUCAACCUGGUAGCCAACCACCCACGGGCACCAUGGCUGCAAAUCAACCUGCAAUUAUGCAACCAUCAUCCGAUCCACCACAAUAUUCGCGUAGUGCCCAACAAACUGUUCCUACUGGAACUAUACCAUCAUCUGCAACUGCUGCUGAAUUUCAGGAAUUAAAGAGAAGACAAGAAGAAUUAGAAAGAAAAGCUCAAGAAUUAGCACGAAGAGAAGAAGAAUUACGAUCGGGAGCUUAUAAUGUACGUCGUAAUAAUUGGCCACCACUACCAGCUCAAUGUCCAUUUCAACCAUGUUUUUAUCAAGAUAUUGAAGUUGAUAUCCCAUUGGAAUUUCAAAAAAUAGUGCGACAUUUAUAUUAUUUAUGGAUGUUUCAUGCUGGCUUAAUGGUGUUAAAUGUAUUGGGUGGCAUUCUUCUUAUAUUUAAAAGUGGUGAAUUCACUGUAUUCGGUUUGGGUAUAAUAUAUGGUGCCAUUUUUGUACCAUUAUCAUUUUUAUGUUGGUUCCGACCUGCAUAUAAAGCAUUCAGAAGUGAUUCGUCUUUUAAUUUUAUGGUUUUCUUUUUCAUCUUCUUCUUUCAAUUUAUUGUAACGUUAGUUCAAUUUAUAGGAAUGCGGGAUUCCGGAUUUUGUGGGUUAAUAACAGCGUUAACACAUUUUGAAAAAUCUGCGUCUGGUAUAAUUAUAGGUACAAUACUUCUUACAAUUGCUUUUGGCUUUGGAUCUGCUGCAUUAUUGGAUAUUUUGCUCUUAGGAAAAAUUCAUAGAAUGUACCGAAGUACCGGAGCAAGUUUUGCAAAAGCUCAGCAGGAAUUUGCAACAGAAUUUUUAAAGAAUCAACAUGUACAAAAUGUUGCAACAAAUGCGGCGGCUGCUGCAGUACAAACACAGUUUUCACAGGGCAAUCGAUAUUAGCAAUCAACAACAUAACACUAACAAACAACAAAAACAGAGAUUUAGAAAAAACAGAGAGGGUAUUCAUUGAUUUUGUUUUAACCAACGUCCAAUUGUUUGUGAACAUUUGCACUUACGAAUUACUUAGAUAUAAUAUAUAUUUAAUAAAAAUAUGUUCUUAUUGUGAAUUAUAAUU
Messenger RNA from Chrysoperla carnea, 1371 nucleotides. It is a transcript of the gene Scamp, whose product is annotated as secretory carrier-associated membrane protein 1. The coding region runs from base 150 to 1196 and encodes 348 amino acids. Lineage: Eukaryota; Metazoa; Arthropoda; Insecta; Neuroptera; Chrysopidae. The transcript is spliced from 8 exons. Gene Ontology annotation, biological process: protein transport. The record is from RefSeq and is a predicted model, not a curated record. Gene Ontology annotation, cellular component: recycling endosome membrane; trans-Golgi network membrane.